Nematolebias whitei (Rio pearlfish) is the source of this 8081-nucleotide messenger RNA. It is a transcript of the gene cacna1g, whose product is annotated as calcium channel, voltage-dependent, T type, alpha 1G subunit. The coding region runs from base 1 to 7797 and encodes 2598 amino acids. The transcript has 43 exons. Gene Ontology annotation, molecular function: voltage-gated sodium channel activity; low voltage-gated calcium channel activity. Gene Ontology annotation, biological process: calcium ion import; membrane depolarization during action potential; sodium ion transmembrane transport. The record is from RefSeq and is a predicted model, not a curated record. Gene Ontology annotation, cellular component: neuron projection; plasma membrane; voltage-gated calcium channel complex. Lineage: Eukaryota; Metazoa; Chordata; Actinopteri; Cyprinodontiformes; Rivulidae.
AUGGCUGAGGAUGGGGGUAUAAAUCUCUCCGAGGCCCCCGCUUCUGGGGGCUCAGAGGGUCGUUCCUCUCUGCCGAGGACUUUCAUCCGACUCAACGACCUGUCCGGGCUGGGGGCGGCCGGCGGGGGGGAGCUGGUGAUGAUGGAGUCCCCAGCGCUCGACGGGAUCUCUGCGGCCGGGGAUGAUGGCUCGACGCACGGCGGGGAGCUGCCCUACCCCACGUUGGCCCCUGUGGUCUUCUUCUACAUGAAGCAAAGCACGAGGCCGCGGAGCUGGUGUCUGAAAAUGGUCUGCAACCCAUGGUUCGAGCGAGCAUCAAUGCUGGUGAUCCUGCUGAACUGCGUGACACUGGGCAUGUUUCAUCCCUGUGAAGACAACAACUGUGUCUCGGAGCGCUGCAAAAUCCUACAGGGCUUCGAUGACUUCAUCUUUGCAUUCUUUGCCAUUGAAAUGGUGAUUAAAAUGGUGGCGCUGGGGAUUUUUGGCAAGAAGUGUUACCUUGGAGAUACGUGGAACCGUUUGGACUUCUUCAUUGUACUGGCUGGUGUCAUUGUUUACAGUCUUAAACUGAGAAACAUCCAUCUAACCAGGCUCAGGACAACUCAACUUCUAAGGAAGCUUAUUCGGUUGAACCGAGUACUUCGUAUGCGCAUCCUGGUAACCCUGCUGCUGGACACGCUGCCCAUGCUUGGUAACGUGCUGUUACUUUGCUUCUUUGUCUUCUUCAUAUUUGGAAUCGUUGGUGUCCAAUUGUGGGCCGGCUUGCUCCGAAACCGAUGCUUCGUCAAAGACAACUUCUCCUUCCCUCUGUCUGUGGAGCUAGGAAAAUACUUCCACACUGAAAAUGAUGAUGAGAACCCUUUCAUCUGUUCCAUGCCAAGAGACAAUGGCAUGAGGGACUGUGGUUCAAUACCCAAGCUGUACGAUGAGGGAGGUCAGCAGUGCAACCUAGAUAUUGAAUCGUACAACAGCACGGACAACACCACAUGCGUCAACUGGAACCAGUACUACAUCAACUGCUCCGCUGGUCUUAUCAACCCCUUUAAGGGAGCGAUAAACUUUGACAACAUCUGCUAUGCAUGGAUUGCCAUCUUUCAGGUGAUUACUCUAGAGGGAUGGGUGGACAUCAUGUACUUUGUGAUGGACGCUCACUCUUUCUACAACUUCAUCUACUUCAUUCUACUCAUCAUUAUCGGUUCAUUCUUUAUGAUCAACCUGUGCCUGGUGGUCAUUGCUACUCAGUUCUCAGAGACCAAGCAGAGGGAGAGUCAGCUGAUGAAGGAGCAACGAGUGCGCUUCAUGUCAAAUGCUAGUACUCUGGCUUCUGUCUCAGAGCCAGGGUCCUGCUAUGAUGAGCUGCUCAAGUAUUUAGUUCACAUUAUUCAAAAGGGAGCCAAGCAAGUGGCUCAUGCCUGCAGGUUUUUAGCUCGUCGUGCAGGGCUCAACGUAGUCACCUCAUCACCACUUACAGAGCCCCAACAAAGCCAGAGCCAGAGGAGGAGGAGGAGGAAGUCCUCCAGGCAGGGCUCUGUGUCAGUUCAUCACCACCAUCAUCAUCAUCAUCUCCAUCACUACAAUCUAGGGAAUGGCAGUGUGACGGAUGGAGGGAGCUUCAGGUGUCUGGAAGGACGAGAUCUUGAAGCUGGAGGUCAUAGCAACAAUGAAGAGUUCCCCAGAGCCGUCACUGGCAGUGGGCGUACUGCUUUGGCACUGCCAUCUUCUAUGACAGCAACAACCUCUGACUCAAACCUUGCCACUUUGUCUGAUAACACUGGGGAAGAUGCCAGUUCACCUUCAUGUUGUAGUCCACUCAGCACAGAAGCUCCUCGUUGCAGUUUCUUUCCCAUCAGUAGAGGAAUGACUCCAGUCACCUACUUGACUCCAGCUCCCAAAUCCAGAGUCAUGAAGAGGAACUCUGUGCCAUUUGCUGCUCCUGCACCCAAGAACUACCCCACCCUCCAGGCUCGAGCCUUAGCAGAAUCCAGACGAGGAAGUAUCGCUGCCAGCACACUAACAAAUAUUAGUUUUAACCUCAAUAUCCCACCAAUGCCUUUGGAGAGACGACCAUCAAGCCUGGUGGACAUGCAUACAGCUCAGCUCUCAUGUCAACUGUCGGCCCGUGACCUUAGCACCACUAGUAGUGCCAUGGAUAAGGUUGCUCCAACAUUAGACCUUGAAAACUGCCCCUACUGCGCCAAAGGCCUGGCCAGCAAAUCAGGUGGGGUCACCGAGGGCAACGAGAACCCAGGCGACUCUGACAGUGAUGGAGUUUAUGAGAUCAGCCAGGAUUUCCAUCCCAGGGACAGGAGGGACAGCAGACAGCCCAAGAAGAAGAGCCGGAGGUUGGGCAAAACCGCUUCCAGCGUUGUCCACUUCUGGAGGCUGGUGUGUGACACCUUCAGGAAGAUUGUGGAUAGCAAGUAUUUUGGAAGAGGGAUUAUGAUCGCCAUUCUGAUUAACACUCUGAGCAUGGGGAUCGAGUACCAUGAACAGCCUGAAGAGCUUACCAACGCCCUGGAGAUUAGUAACAUUGUCUUCACCAGCCUGUUCUCCCUAGAGAUGCUGCUGAAGAUUUUGGUCUAUGGGCCUUUUGGCUACAUCAAGAACCCUUACAAUAUAUUUGAUGGGAUUAUUGUGGUGAUCAGUGUGUGGGAGAUUGUGGGUCAGCAGGGUGGAGGUCUGUCUGUGCUCAGGACCUUCCGGCUGAUGAGGGUGCUGAAGCUUGUCCGUUUCAUGCCGGCCCUACAGAGGCAGCUGGUGGUGCUGAUGAAGACGAUGGACAAUGUGGCCACUUUCUGCAUGCUGCUUAUGCUCUUCAUCUUCAUUUUCAGCAUCCUGGGGAUGCAUUUGUUUGGUUGUAAGUUUGGCUCAGAACGAGAUGGAGACACCUUGCCAGACAGAAAAAACUUUGACUCUCUUCUGUGGGCCAUAGUGACUGUUUUCCAGAUUCUGACCCAGGAGGACUGGAACAAGGUGCUGUAUAAUGGCAUGGCCUCCACCUCCCCUGUAGCUGCUCUCUACUUCAUUGCACUUAUGACAUUUGGCAACUACGUCCUUUUCAACUUGCUUGUGGCCAUCUUGGUCGAGGGAUUCCAAACAGAGGAAAUGUCCAAGCGGGAGGACUUGCAUGCCCAGCUGAGCCUAAUUCAGCUGCCUGUAGACUCGGGGGGUGAUGCUUCGAAAACAGGUUCAGAGAUUGGUUCUGCUGCAAGAAGUAUGGAGGAUGUUACGAGCAGCAAGAAAGAUUUAUCACCUUCUGCAGUAGUUCCAGUAAAUGGCCAUGUGGAGAUGAAGACAAGUCUGACUCCACCUCUUAUUACCCACACUGCUGCCACACCCAUGCCUGUGCCCAAGUUACCUGUGGCAGGUGACCCCAUCCUGGGCUUUGAGUCCCGGCAAGGCAGCAACAACUCUAUAGAUCCAGCCUGCUAUGAGAAGUCACCUACCAGUACCGGCUCCUCUCCUCACCCUCAGUGGAGCUCUGGCAGUGGCUGGACCAGCCGCAGAUCCAGCUGGAACAGUUUGGGUCGCACGCCAUCCUACAAAAGACAGAAGCGACAGACAGGCGAGCGGCGCUCGCUUCUGUCUGGGGAGGGUGACUCGAGCUCCAAUGACGAGCAGGGUGGAGGAGAGGAUAAGGGUGGACUAAUGGAGGAAGACAACUUAUCCCUAGCCAGGACAGACUCUAUGUCCCAAACACAGAGCAGGCCCCGACACAGAAGGAUGGAGUCCGUGGAUACUCGGAGUUCAAUGGAUUUGCCUCUAGAGGCACUGCUGCAGGUGCCGUAUCUGUACCGCUCAGCCAGCAUGCACAGCUCCAGACCCCCGUCCUUGGGUCAUUUACAGCCUCUGGAGCACAAAGACUGCAACGGAAAGGGCUCUCCAUCAGCCCCGAACCCUACAAAUGUCUCUUUGGAGGAAAACACUGAGGAUGAAAAUGUAGAAGAAGACGCCAGUCUGAGUCGAUUUGCCAGAAUAUUACGAUGGCUGGAAAAAAAACAGCCUGAUUGGUGUCGACAGAGAGACACAUGGUCGCUCUACCUGUUCCCUCCUGAGUCCAGGUUUCGCAUUCUGUGCAACAAGAUCAUCACCCACAAGAUGUUUGACCAUGUUGUGCUGGUCAUCAUCUUCCUCAACUGUAUCACCAUCGCCAUGGAGAGGCCUUACAUUGAUUCCACCAGUGCUGAACGCAUCUUUCUCACCGUGGCAAACUACAUCUUCACAGCAAUCUUUGUGGCUGAGAUGACCGUAAAGAUCGUGGCUAUGGGCUUUUUCUUUGGGGACAAAGCUUACCUGAGAAGCAGCUGGAACAUCUUGGAUGGGAUGCUGGUGAUGAUCUCUGUGAUUGAUAUCCUGGUUUCUCUCAUCUCUAACUCGGGAACCAAGAUCCUGGGCAUGCUCAGAGUGUUGAGGCUGCUGAGGACCUUGAGGCCGCUACGUGUGAUCAGCAGAGCUCCAGGGCUGAAGCUAGUAGUCGAGACACUGAUGUCGUCACUAAAGCCCAUCGGCAACAUCGUGGUCAUCUGCUGUGCCUUCUUCAUUAUCUUUGGCAUCCUGGGAGUGCAGCUUUUCAAGGGAAAAUUCUUUGUGUGCCAAGGAGAGGAUGUAAGGAACAUCACCAACAAGUCAGACUGUUUCCAAGCCAACUAUAAAUGGGUCAGACACAAGUACAACUUUGACAACCUUGGUCAGGCGUUGAUGUCUCUCUUUGUGUUGGCCUCAAAAGAUGGAUGGGUGGAUAUCAUGUACGAUGGACUUGAUGCUGUAGGAGUUGACCAACAACCUAAAAUGAACCACAACCCAUGGAUGCUGCUUUACUUCAUCUCCUUCCUCUUGAUCGUUGCCUUUUUCGUCCUCAACAUGUUUGUGGGCGUGGUGGUGGAGAACUUCCACAAGUGUCGGCGGCACCAGGAGGCCGAGGAGGCCAAGCGCAGGGAGGAGAAGAGACUGAAACGAAUGGAGAAAAAGAGACGGAAUUUAAUGGUUCCGGGGGUGAGUUGGGCCCUUUCUGACGGCACACUGAAAGAAGCUCAGAGUAAGCCGUACUACUCCGAUUAUUCCCCAACCCGGCUGCUCAUCCACAGGAUGUGCACCAGCCACUACCUGGACCUGUUCAUCACCAUCGUGAUUGGGCUUAACGUCAUCACCAUGUCCAUGGAGCACUACGAGCAGCCACAGGAGCUGGACGAUGCACUGAAGAUCUGCAACUACAUCUUCACUCUUAUCUUUGUUUUGGAGUCUGUCUUCAAGUUGGUGGCGUUCGGUUUCCGUCGCUUCUUCAAGGACAAGUGGAACCAGCUGGAUCUGGCCAUUGUGCUGCUGUCCAUCAUGGGCAUUACUCUGGAGGAGAUCGAGGUCAACGCUUCUCUGCCCAUCAACCCAACCAUCAUCCGCAUCAUGAGAGUGCUGAGGAUCGCAAGAGGUACGACGCUCGCCUUGCUUUCUCUCUGGCACAGAGCAGUCCUGUUAACAAAAAUUCAAUCACUAAAUCAAGUGGGCAAUCUGGGUCUACUCUUCAUGCUCCUCUUCUUCAUCUUCGCAGCACUGGGAGUGGAGCUGUUCGGUGACUUGAUUUGCGAUGAGCUCCAUCCAUGUGAGGGUUUGGGUCGUUACGCCACUUUCAGAAACUUUGGGAUGGCAUUUCUGUUGCUCUUCCGAGUUUCCACUGGGGACAACUGGAAUGGCAUCAUGAAGGACACGUUGAGAGACUGUGCCCAGGACACGGGGACCUGUUACAACACUGUGGUUUCUCCCAUCUACUUUGUGUCCUUCGUUUUGACGGCUCAGUUUGUGCUUGUCAACGUGGUCAUCGCGGUGCUCAUGAAACACCUGGAGGAGAGCAACAAAGAGGCGAAGGAGGAGGCAGAGCUAGAAGCAGAGUUGGAGCUGGAGCUACAGAUGGAAGGGGCAGACACAGGGACAAGGUCACCCCAGCUCAACCCUCUUGCACUGGGUAUAGACAGGUCAAGUUCAGGGGGUUCCCCCUGGAGGUCCACUGGAGGUGGGGACAUGGAGCAGGAUAGAGAAGGUCCUAUGGACCCGCUCACUGCUGAUAUAACCAGAGACUCUGUAAACAUCAGAGCUGAACCACCCUCUUGUCCAGAGCCACAGCUGGAGUGUAUCCAGCGGAGAGCACUGUUUGACACAGUCUCCCUGGUCAUCCAGGGUUCAAUGGAGGGCGAGCUGAGCUUGAUGGACAACCUGUCGGGCUCUGUCUGUCACUACUACGCGCUGCCUUCCAAGCCCAACAAGCACAGCUCCAACAAGAAGAUACCCCUAGCGGAGAUGGAAGGUCUGUCUCUGGCCUCAGAAAAAUCCUGGUCCCUAGCUCUGACAGAUGACUCGGCCCCUGAUGAUUUUAACCCCCUCUUUCUAACCAGUCUGGAAUGCAAUCCAGAGGAGCUUUGUUCUGAGGGUCCUCUGAACGACAACCUGCUGAGCGUCAAAAAGCCUGCAGUGGGAAGGACCCACUCUCUGCCCAAUGACAGCUACAUGUUUUUCCCCCUGCAACCCUUGGGCCCAUCUUCUCCAGCUCCAAUGGGACUCGUAGCACAGCCACAAGAACCCCAACACAUAUUAGGCACCCACAGGGCCCAAUCAGGCUCCAGAGGCUCGGUCCAGUCGCAGCCGGAGGAGCGUUCUCAGCAGCUGACUGUCCCCACAGACUUCUUCCGACCCAUCAGCCCCCACAGCCACUCAGACUCCGAGAGUGUACCGCGACAACAUCCUUCCAGAUGCACACAUGCACUCAGUCGCACACUCCGCCGACAGGUUGCAGUGUCUACUGAUUCUCAGGAGGCCCUCUGUUCGGACGGAGCGGGUGGGAGCAGUGAAGGACUUUUAAACGUGGCAGCUUUGGGCCUACCUCUAUCCUCCUCCUCCUCCUCCUCCUCCUCCACCUCUCCUUACUCCUUCUCCCAUCAUCCUCAUCAGCAGCAGCAACCAGCGCUCUGUCUGAUUCCUGCCACACCAGGCACCUCUGUGUGUGCACGCCCCAGCAGCGUGCACACACAGCACCACGACCAACACUGCCUCACAUCCUACUCCUCGUCCACCUCCCCUCUGCAUCCCCCACUCUUACCAACCCCACUGCAGCAGCAGCAGCAAACGGAGGAGGAGGAAGAGGAGGAGGAGGCCACCGAGGAUCAAGAGGUGUCUCUCAUCACCUGUGGAGGACUGGCUGAUAGCGACGACAUCAUCGUGGAGGAUGGCAGCAGUGGCAGUAACGAGGGUUACCUUGGUCCCGCAGGCUGCCAGGAGAGUCAGAGUUCAUGUUUGAGGCAGCUCAAGAGGUUCCACAGUGUUGACACGCAGGACCGUAGCACACUCCUGCCCCGCCCCCGCCCCCACUCCUGGUUGGACGACCCGCACCGCCACUCUGUGGAGGUGUGUUCGGCGAAAGACCGCAGGCCGCAGCACAGCACCCACUCCACCUCCUCCGGCUUCGUGUCCCAGACUGACAGCCUGCAGAUGCACAGCCAGGUUCCUAACCAGAGCUCACUGCCCUCCCCCCGCCGCAAGAAAAAGACAAGCCCGCCCUGCAUAUCUGUGGACGCCCCCGACGAACUGGAGACACAGUCAGGCCUCUACCCCGUGCUAGGCGGACUGGGGGUGCCCCCUCCUCUGCUCAGCAGGGACACUUGUCUGAGAAGGAGAGUGCCCUCCAGUGACUCCAAGGACUCGUUUGACCUGGGGGUGGGAGAGGGCUCUGGGCAGGAGGGAGGCUUGCCCAACCCCAACCCCAAGCUAUUGACACUUCCCAGCUUCUCUUUUGAGAAAACAACCUCUGAGCACUGAACACUGACACUCCAGCCACACACACACACCCAAACCCAGAGAAACAUUCACACAUACACACGUAUACACACACGAUGCACUUUGUGUGUCUUGUGACGGUGAUAGUUCUAGUAAUAAUGCUGUAGAAAGUAAUAACGGUAAAACUACAACAGUAAAACCAUUCUUCAUGAGGAGUGUGGUGCUGUAGUAGUGUGACCUUGUCUUUAUAUCGUUACUGCCAAAACUACCGGAGAAGACGUGAAGGCCUGCAUCAACAAACAUGACUGUUUCUUUUCUGUGACGCC